AUGGCAACUGCGAUGCCUGCUCGGACCUCUCGGCUAGCAGAUGACGCCGCGACAGCUGCCCUCUAUGUGACCCAUCCCGAACACAAGGCGUCCAUGCGCGCCCCGACCGCGCCGAAUACGUACUUUAACCCCCGAGCUGGUGGAGCUCCCAACCUCAGCCAUGCAUCGGCCGCCUCUGCCCUCGCGCAUGCGAACCGCAAACCGGUCGAAGUAUGGCAACCCCCUGCCCGACAGCCGGCUGCCGAAAAGGCCGCGUAUUGCGUGAAAGACUUCACCCCUCCCCAGCAACCUCAGGCCCCAACAGGGUACAGCGCUGCUGGUUUAGGCGCUGCAGUGCUCGCCGCCCGUGGUGAACAACGAACUGCUGGCCCUGCUCAGUCACCCACUCACAAGCGCGGCAUCUCCGCCGACCAGCACCAUACUGCUGUCGGUGGUGACCCGCAGGCGAAGGCCCUCCAGGCUGCGACAGGAGCCUAUACCCAGUCGCGCCAGAGAGCCGACUCGGUACCCAGUGAGCCGCGCCUUUCAUCCGACGGCCUGGUUUCUCGUUCGGCUGCGCGCCAUGUUCGCAUGGAAAGCGACGCUCCCCUUGAUCAUUUGGACAAUGCCAACGAAGCAAGCCGGAUCCAUCGUAUCGCUAACACCAACGCGAAGCUGUAUACCUCGAACCCACCUGUUCAAAGUGAGAUCGAGGAGAAAAACUACAAAAACUCCCUGCGCGCUGCGGCGAUCUCUAUGUCAAAGGACAUGUAUAAAGUCACCGGAGCCAAGGAAGAGACCGGUGGAGUGGAUGCCGCCGUCCUAGCAGCCCAAAAAGGACAGAGUCAGCUGGGCUACCGCAAGACUGUGUCUAGUACGGAUGGGUCUGCCCUCCGACGCGCCAUUGCCUUGCAGGACGCGGCGCAAAAGCGAGCUGCCGAGAAGCUCGCGCACAUGCAAGACGAGAACGCCGAGUAUCAGGAGUACUAUGGCACAGCUCCUCAGCCGUCACGAUCGCGCCUGACUACCCGCCGCAAGAGAACGUCAAGUGACGCAGAUGCCUCACAGAUUGAUGCAGAACAGUCUAGACAGAUCCGGAACCAGAUGUCCAGCCUGCGAACCAAGAUGGACCAAGUGGAUGGGCGAAGGACAAGGGAUCGCGAAUUGCUCAUGCAAGCUGCUCGUCGCAAUGUCGAUGCAACCCUCCAGGACAUGGAGGCGAGGUUCUACGCUAACACUGGCCGAGCUCCACCUUCUGUACAGAAGAACUGGGAUGAUCUCGCCCAGGGGCGGGUUAGACGAGAGGCAGAGGCCUCCGAACUGGCCGCCGUGCAAGGUGAUCGCGUUAACAUCGGUGGUCAACGGUACAUGGAUAUGGCUGAUGUCGAAGCUGUUGCUCGUACUCGCCUCCAGCCCGCACUCGAUGAGAUCACUGAUGAUGCCGAACAGCGCAGGGCUCAUGAUGUGGAGGCCCGCCUUGAUGCUGAGGAGAAGCAAAGACAUGCGGCUAUUGAACGCCAACGCGAAGCUGAGCUCCGUGAGUUGGAAAAGCAAGAGAAAGGUACAAACAAGCGCGAAAACAAGUCCGAGGGCAAAAUUUCGAUCCCUAAAUUCUUCCUCUGGAGGAAGAAGGGCAAGCGAGCUCGUGUAGAAGAGUCUGAGACUCAGCAGGCCCAGCCUGUGUCGCCUGUAGCUCAGGAGACUGUGGAGGAGCCAGCACCUAGUGUGGCCCCGGAUAACGAUGUCUCUAAGGAGACCAUCCCCGAGGAGGCCCCUAGUGAGCCAGAGGUGGCGGCUGCUACAGGCACUCUAGCCGCAGCUGCCCCCUCGGUCUCAGUAGCCUCAACAACGGAGGCUGACAGGACCACUGGAACCGAGGUCCCACCCGCAGUACCCAGGCGUCAAUCUGCACCACUCCAAUCUGAACAGCGAGAUGCUGCUGCUAGUACUUCGGGCCCAACUAUGAUACACCAUUUCGAGCGUCCGGUCUCGAGCCCCCGCGCCGACUCCAAGCUCAAGACCUGGUUCCGUGAUCGUCUCGUCCGCCGUUCCAGUGGACCAUUCCCUGUCUAUCCUCAUCAGCCCGGGCCAAAUUCCAACACAGACAGUGAACCCGCUUUUCAGGGCGGUGCUGCCCUGACCGGCCGAGACGAGACUCGCGGAGCUGCCCUCAGCUCGCACCCUGUCGUUGGGUCGGACUCCAUCCCAGUACACAACAGAUCUUCCAGCUACCACGGUAACGACGUCGACGUGACCAAGACCAGAACUCAAGAUUCUUCCCCGGAAUCGGUAACACAAGAAAAUGGCAAUGGCAAGAAGCCAAGCCGUCUCCGCAGGACUUUCCUCAAGACCGUUUCGCGUAGCUCUGAUGAGCCCAUGACAAAUGGUCCUGGUGAUUCCCGCCGCGGCUCCGAGGCUCCCUCGUCUAAGUCAAAGGAUACUGCUGGUACUGAUAUCCAGGGGUUGCGUAAUAGUGCUGUUGAACAGGGUCUUCCUGCUCCGCCUACAUUGGGUGAGACUGGCAGUGUUGCCCGGGAGUCGAGGUUUUCUGAGGAUCUGUGA
This is a messenger RNA of Penicillium canescens, 2541 nucleotides long. RefSeq lists its product as uncharacterized. Gene Ontology annotation, biological process: eisosome assembly. The coding region runs from base 1 to 2541 and encodes 846 amino acids. The transcript has 4 exons. Lineage: Eukaryota; Fungi; Ascomycota; Eurotiomycetes; Eurotiales; Aspergillaceae. The record is from RefSeq and is a predicted model, not a curated record.